Suhomyces tanzawaensis NRRL Y-17324 is the source of this 609-nucleotide messenger RNA. RefSeq lists its product as uncharacterized. Gene Ontology annotation, biological process: intracellular mRNA localization; ribosomal large subunit biogenesis. NCBI's taxonomy places the organism in Eukaryota, Fungi, Ascomycota, Pichiomycetes, Serinales, Debaryomycetaceae. The record is from RefSeq and is a predicted model, not a curated record. The transcript has a single exon. Gene Ontology annotation, cellular component: nucleolus; preribosome, large subunit precursor. Bases 1 to 609 code for a protein of 202 amino acids. Gene Ontology annotation, molecular function: mRNA binding.
AUGGCACCAAGGCAAUCGCAAACAGCCAAGAGGAACAAGACCCAGAACAAGACAAGAACCAAUGAUUCCGAAGUCUUUACCGACUCUGUCGCCAGAAAUUUGUUAGCAUCCCAACCCAAAUUAACCCCUAAAGCCAUCUCCAAGAAGCCAUCCAAACAAUCAGUCAAGAAACAACAAGCUAAAAUAAGACUUUAUGGAGCCAAAAAUGGUAAAGAAUACCGUGAAGACCAACUUGACAUACCCACCUUGAACAAGGCUGUUAUACCCGGGGUGAAAGCCAAGAAGGGAAAGAAGGGUAAGAAGUUUGUGGACGAUAACGAUUCAUUGACCAUGAAUAGAUUGGUCAAAUCCAUUAACGACAAGUACGAUGUGGUGAACGAAAGUAAGUUGGAGAAGAGCAGAAGAUUGGAAGAAUUGAGAGAGUUGAAGAAACAGGAAAUAGAGAGAAAGGAACAACAGAAGAUUGACAAGUUGGAGGGCAAGAAAUCCGAAUUGAAGAACAAGGCAAAUGUUGCCAGAGCCAAUAGAAGAAAGAAUGCCAAGGCCAGAAAUGCCGAGGAAGAGGCCGAGGCUCCAUCUAAGAAGAAGAAGAGUGUUUCGUUCGCAUAA